Lycium ferocissimum is the source of this 2766-nucleotide messenger RNA. Its product is annotated as vacuolar iron transporter homolog 2-like. The record is from RefSeq and is a predicted model, not a curated record. Gene Ontology annotation, biological process: intracellular manganese ion homeostasis. Lineage: Eukaryota; Viridiplantae; Streptophyta; Magnoliopsida; Solanales; Solanaceae. The transcript has a single exon. Gene Ontology annotation, cellular component: membrane. Gene Ontology annotation, molecular function: manganese ion transmembrane transporter activity; iron ion transmembrane transporter activity. Bases 1830 to 2636 code for a protein of 268 amino acids.
AAAUAGUCGAAAAUCGUAUUCAUAUAGUUUCUUUGUUAGUUACACUCCCAGAAGAUGAUGAUAUGUCAGCACAUACUCUCUCCUUUUAUUAUUAUUAUGCAACAACAACUAAGCCUCAAUCCCAAUCAAGUUGGGUUAGCUAUGAGUCCUCACUAUUCAUGUCGCUCCCUUAAACUCAUCUUCAGUCAAAUAUUAUAGGAAAUAAAGUUAAGGAUACAAGAAAGCACUAAAAGUUCUGUUAUUUUCUACAGGCAUAUAUGUCUUCUUUGUUCUUGCAUCUUAAAACAUACUGUUUGCCUCAUAUUUCUCUUUUGUUUUAUAGUGUUCCUACCAAAGAAACCAACAAUUCACGUGUUUUUGGAGUCGAUUGAUUAAUAUUUACAGAAUGGUAUGGUACUGCAAUGUAAUUUUUAUAAUUCAUUUCUUUGAAACAGGAUCAAUAGUUCUUCUCAUAUGAAGUCUGCCCCUUACAUGUGUUUACAUUAGUUGACUUUACUGAUUCUAUCACCUUUUUGUAGUGUCUGGUUCAGAACAUUUCUGGGGAAAGUCAUGUAGGUGAGUCAAAAAGAGAAAUGAUUGUUUCGCAAUAUUUUGUAUCUUCCCUUGUCCUUCAUUCCAUUUCUCAAAAGGUUGCUUGACUUAGCUGAAGGAGCAAAGAGAUAGAGAAGCAACGUCAUAUAUCAUCAUGUACAUGACAACUUUUGUCCCUGGUGCGGGAUUUUUCUGUCUUUCCAUUGGAAAAUAACUUCGGCAUAGAUGUAAGACAUCUUGUUUUUCUGAAUAUAAAUGCAUAGUGCUUGCUCGCAAACUAAUUGGCUCUUGGACGCAAGAUGGUGAGAAGUGUGAGUUGUGAUGUCAAAUCUUUUAAUGGUAGAUUUAUGAUGAGAAUGGAAAAGUACGUUAAGGAGCAGAACUAUAUCCUGCACAUUAGUUUGUUCUUUCUUUCCAGUUUCAAGUGUUGUUUACUCGUUUAUUCAAGAUAAAUGUACAAAUUAAUUUCUAUAAUAAUCAUCCUUCCUCUUUCCUAAGGUAGUCAAUGUCUGGCUGAGCUGCUUUCCUUUGUAAUGAACGUCUCAAUUUAUGAUAGGGACGAGUCCAACUGAUACAUUUAUAGCCUUAUAGGAGUUGAUUCUCUUGUUUGAAGAGACUAUUGUAACCAUUAUUCUAUCAGAAACAUUUUCUUGAAGUGCAUAUUUUCCAAGUUGAACAGCUCACCGAUGUUAGUGCUAAAGUAUGUAAUACCUCAUAUGCAAAAGUAGGUUCGUUUUAGUUCGCGUGAGGCAGCCAUUCAAGCGGUUUCCUUGCUGCAUGCUUUAAUUGCAGUGGGCUCUGAAUUUUCUCCUUUGCCCCCACAAUUAAAUCUACUACGUGGUGCCAACUGAUCGAGGACGUCAUACUGGAGAAAAAUCCAUCUACAUCACUAUACAUUACUUUUCUCUACAUAUUGAUGAAGAUUCAAGAUGUUGAUUGAAUGGAACGAUUUAUAAAAUUUGGUUUGGAUGAUGUGUUAGUUAGAACGAGACAAAAUGAUGCUCGAGGUUUCCUCUAAUUGGAGCAACAAACAAUACAAACUUACUUUUUAUUUGCAGUUGAUUGUUGUCUGUAUAGUUUGAUGUCUCCUUCUUGGCAUAAGUAAGAAGAACACGUAUGGGCUUAUGUUGGUUCUUCUGGGUUUUAACGUAUCAGCUUGUUUUUUCCCACGGUGCCACCAAAGUAGAGAUGAUUCUUGGAUAUGACUAUUCAUUCUUUAUGCACUGCAUUCCUACAUAUUGGUUCCACGCUAUACGAGUGUGCCUAAAGCUAAAAGCCACACUCCCAUUCAUUAAAUCAUGGAUUCCCCUCAGUCAAUUGUGACCUGUCCCCAGGAGGAAGAGAAAACUUCAAAGAAACUAGCACGAGCUCAAUGGCUUCGAGCAGCUAUCCUAGGAGCAAAUGAUGGAUUGAUUUCCACUACAUCCUUGAUGCUCGGUGUCGGUGCAGCUAAAGAUCAAGAUCAACGGUCUAUGGUACUUUCUGGAAUAGGUGGAGCUCUUGCAGGUGCCUGUAGCAUGGCUGUUGGAGAGUUUGUCUCUGUAUCAACUCAACGAGACAUUGCAAAGUCCAUUACUGACAAAUGUCAAUUGGAGAACGAGUUAAAAGGAGACGAUGGUGGAUACAAAACGAAGAUUCAGAUAGUUUGCAGUAAUCCAAUUAUUGCAGAAAACAAGCAAGGUGGAAAGGUGUUAUAUGAAUCACCUGUGCAAGUACAGGCACAUUGUUUGACACCUGCAAGAUCUCCCAUGAUAAGAGUUAUGGAAAUUGAUGCAAGAAGAACCAUGAUGGAGGAGUCAAAACAGGACGAUGAGAGAAAAUUAGAGCCACUGCCUAGUCCAGUGAAGGCUGCUGCAGCGUCGUCUCUGGCUUUCCUAUGUGGAGCUUUUGUUCCUAUGGUGCCAGCUCUGUUGGUGAGUGAAAACAGAAUUAGGGUUGUUGUGAUGGUGAUUGUAGCAUCUUUGGCACUGUGUUUAUUUGGGGGAUUUGGAGCUUAUCUUGGUGGUUCAUCAGUUAAGAUAUCAGCUAUGAGAGUUUUAAUUGGAGGGUGGAUUUCAAUGGCUAUCACAUAUGGUUUGCUCAAGCCCUUUGAUAAUGAUGAUUAGUUACAUAAACGUUUGGAUAAUAUUUGGUUGAAGUUGAAAGAAGAAAUAGUACUCCGUUUGAGGUUGUAGGUUAAAAUAAAUUGUGGAAGUUGGGUGUGUCUAAACAUAAACUUCAAUUCACUCGAGUAGA